Cordyceps fumosorosea ARSEF 2679 is the source of this 585-nucleotide messenger RNA. RefSeq names its product DNA-directed RNA polymerase, M/15kDa subunit. The coding region runs from base 1 to 585 and encodes 194 amino acids. The transcript has a single exon. Gene Ontology annotation, cellular component: RNA polymerase II, core complex. Gene Ontology annotation, molecular function: DNA-directed RNA polymerase activity. Lineage: Eukaryota; Fungi; Ascomycota; Sordariomycetes; Hypocreales; Cordycipitaceae. Gene Ontology annotation, biological process: maintenance of transcriptional fidelity during transcription elongation by RNA polymerase II; DNA-templated transcription; transcription initiation at RNA polymerase II promoter. The record is from RefSeq and is a predicted model, not a curated record.
AUGGCGACCCCCCAGUCCACCACCUCAUACCAGGGCGACGCGUCUGCCAGCGAGGGCAAGACGCUCGAGCAGAUCACGUUCCGCUUCUGCUCCGAGUGCUCCAACAUGCUGUACCCCAAGGAGGACGAGGAGGCGCACAAGCUGCAGUUCACCUGCCGCACCUGCCAGUACACCGAGGAGGCCCGGUCGACCUGCGUCUUCCGCAACAUCCUCAACAACUCGGCCGGCGAGACGGCCGGUGUCACCCAGGACGUCGGCGCCGAUCCCACGGUUAGUAGCAGCCAGCCUCACCUCCAGCACGCUUCGUUGUUUUGUACCUUGUGCGGCUCCUUCAUCACCUGCGACACGUGCGGCGAACCGAGCUCGGACUUGACUCUCACGAUGACGACGGCGACGAUUAAGACAACAACACGAAGGGAGGACGCCGAACCGAGUGCCGAUUAUUUUGCUGCGUAUGCCACGAAUGUUGGCUGGACCGAGGAGGACCUGUUUGAGGAAUUUGGAGACGAUGCUUUUUUUGAUUUCGAGAAUGCAUCUCCCACCGACUGCACCGAAACAUCCAGCGAGUUUUCCUCUGAGAGAUGA